Esox lucius (northern pike) is the source of this 999-nucleotide messenger RNA. RefSeq names its product chromobox homolog 3a (HP1 gamma homolog, Drosophila) (gene cbx3a). Gene Ontology annotation, cellular component: pericentric heterochromatin; nucleus. The record is from RefSeq and is a predicted model, not a curated record. Bases 110 to 679 code for a protein of 189 amino acids. NCBI's taxonomy places the organism in Eukaryota, Metazoa, Chordata, Actinopteri, Esociformes, Esocidae. Gene Ontology annotation, molecular function: chromatin binding. The transcript has 5 exons. Gene Ontology annotation, biological process: chromatin organization; negative regulation of transcription by RNA polymerase II.
UUUUUGGCGCGCGCGCAGCGAUAUUCUCUGCAUCACACGCGGAGUUGAGAACGAAGACGCUUGUUCCUUUUCAGUCGUCCAUUCUACAGCUUUUUACUUGAUAUAGAAGAUGAAAACCUCCUCCCCUAAUUUUUUGCAGCCUAACAUGGGUAAAAAACAGAAUGGCAAAGGAAAGAAGGAGGUUUUGGAAGCAGAUCCACCAGAGGAGUAUGUUGUGGAGAAGGUGAUGGACCAGCGCAUUGUCAACGGGAAGGUGGAAUUCUUCCUCAAGUGGAAAGGUUUUACAGAAGCGGAUAACACUUGGGAGCCUGAGGAGAACCUGGAUUGUCCAGAGUUGAUCUCUGCUUUCCUGGAAGCCCAGAAGAGCGUAGUGGAGAAACCAGACUCUAAUAAAAGGAAGUCUUCAACAGAUGAGCCAGAGACAGAGGAAAAUAAAGCCAAGAAGAAAAAGGAUGUGAGUGACAAGCCACGGGGCUUUGCCAGGAACCUGGCUCCAGAGAGGAUCAUUGGUGCAACAGACAGCAGCGGAGAACUUAUGUUCUUGAUGAAGUGGAAAGACUCGGACGAGGCAGACCUUGUCCCAGCCCGCGAGGCAAACACCCGAUGCCCCCAGGUAGUCAUCUCCUUCUACGAGGAGAGACUCACCUGGCACUCCUGUCCUGAGGAUGAGGCACAAUAGCACCACCUUCCUUGUCCAACUGAUAUCCCUGUACCCCCUCCUCGACCUCCAACCCGUCCCUAUCCUGCCUCUCAGGACUUUUUUUCCAUGUCUCCUCUUGCCCGCAUACUAUUUUUUUUUUUUUUUUAACAUUUACAGUAUGUUUAGCCAUAGUGUUAGUGCAGAGCAUUCAGGAGGAACCCUGUGCUUUUGUACAUAUUUUAGUGAUAGGAUGAUGUUAUUUACUGGGAAAGGGACAGAGGAAGAUUAGGAAAGUCACUUUGUAAAUAUUUUUUUCUAAAAGCUGUUCAGUAAAGGUUUAUAUGUUUCAUUUUACCUCC